AUGCCGGAAGAAGAGAAUAGAUCAAUGAGACAAGGACUAGUCGAGUUACUCGGCAGCGAAACACUGGAAGAUCGUGUUAUGCGGCUAGGCCAGAAUGAAACAAGGAAUGACAAUCAGGAUAAUUUGUUGAGUAGGCCAGAGCAACCGUUAGAUAGGCAGAAUACCACACACACCAUUCCAGGGACAAAUGGGGAUAAUCAGGUACAUAGUGUUAGAGCAAGGGACAUACAGGGAACUAUAAAUGAGACGGUGUAUAACCCUGAACAGGCUAAUAGAUUUAGAGCUGAGAAUGCUAUCCCAAACCUUUCACAGCCUACAAUUCAACAAGAGACAGCCCCAACUGAAAGCCUUUCAGAGAAAAUGUUGCCUACCCUUACCAAGAUGGAAAGACCUAAACUACAAGUAUUCGACGGUAUUCCGGUUGACUAUGCUAGAUUCAAAGCUUGUGUUAAAGUAGAGAUUGAACGGAAAGGGGUGUAUGACAAUGUUGAAAAGCUCAAAUUUCUUCUUGAUGCUGUGACAGGGUCGGCAAAAUCCUGCUUAAAGAGAUUUAUCCCAGGAUCUGAGAGAUAUAAAGAGGCGUGGCAAGCCCUAGAUAAUCGAUUUGGUCAGCCAGACGUGGUAGUAGCCGCCGCAAAGAAGCAAAUUGAUGAGUUUCCUGACAUUCUAAAUGAAAGCGCUGAGAAAAUCAGAGAGUAUCAAGAAUUGGUUUCAGAGCUCGUUGGUGUCUACAAAGAACUUGACUUUGCACAUGAACUAAAAGCUCACUUACCUGAAUCAUAUGUUAAGCGUCUCCCAACUCGCCUUUGUGCUCGAUGGGUUGAAAAGGUCGAAGGUAAGGAAGCGAAAUUAUGUGAAUUGAAACAACGAUGGAUGCCAGGGAAAAAGGAGAGAAGGAAAGUUCCAGACAAUGUGGUAGUUACAAAGAUACAAGAGAUGAUCGAUACGAGUCUGGAGUACUUGCGGAGCCAUGCAUGA
This is a messenger RNA of Paramuricea clavata, 978 nucleotides long. NCBI's taxonomy places the organism in Eukaryota, Metazoa, Cnidaria, Anthozoa, Malacalcyonacea, Plexauridae. The record is from the annotation of a GenBank genome assembly.